Molecule: messenger RNA, 5065 nt
Organism: Tachysurus fulvidraco (yellow catfish)
Lineage: Eukaryota; Metazoa; Chordata; Actinopteri; Siluriformes; Bagridae
Gene: krt222
Product: keratin 222
Exons: 9
Coding region: 1740-3044 (434 amino acids)
Source: RefSeq, a predicted model, not a curated record
CACACACACUUAGCUUAGCAUACUACCAUAUUAGCAUACACAUCAAGCAGCGCAUUAGAAUGUUCACAUACAAGUCAUAAACGCUCAUGCUACACUUAAUAAGCUAGUUAUUAACACACAAACCCUGCUCAGGAAUAUUAGCGUAGCAGCUACAGCGUAAACCACACAAAGUGUACGUGAAUAUUAGCAUGUGCACCAUACAGACACCUGCAGCUUUUUAAUCACCAUCAGCUUUAAAAUCAAACGCUCAAUUUUUUAAUAAAAAAAAUCAAUUUCAUAACUAAUAAUCCGGGAUCUAAAAUAAUUUUGCAUUAAAUCGAAUAGGCGUCUACUGGAGUUCUUCAGCAGCUCAUAGAAUAGCGUAUCAUCUAGCAUGAGGUGAAGAGAUCGUAACGUGUAUCUGAUGUAGACGACUACAUAAAACUGUCAGGUUGGGACUUUAUCCUGUUCAUCGCUCAAACUCACACACACACACACACACACACACACACACACACACACACACACACACACACACACACACAGAAUCACCUGAAGUAACACGUGUCCCUGUUCUACUAGUAAAUCAUUAGAGCAGACAGAACUGAAGCUUAUUACUGAUUUAAGAGGCACACUUCAUUCUCUGUAAAAGACAAGACCAGACAAAUCACACACACACACACACACACACACACACACACACACACACACACACACACACACACACACAAAUACACACACUUGCCUACAGCCAAAAUGACACAAUAUUUAUCUUCUCAGUAAAACCACAGACAUUUCAUCAGAAAUAAAGGAGAAAGUGCUGCUGCUCUCCUCCCUGCAGUGGUCUCUGAGAUAAAUCGCUGGGAUUAGUCACUGGGAUUUGUUACUGGGAUUAGGCGCUAGGAUUAGCCGCUGGGUUUAGCCAGCUGGGAUUAGUUGUUGGGAUUAUUUGCUGGGAUUAGCUGCUGGGAUUAGCCACUGGGAUUUGGCGCUGGGAUUAGCCGCUGGGAUUAAUAAUUUGACACGGAAUAGUCACCAGGAAUAAACAUUGGGAUUAAUCACUGGGAUUAAACAAGCUCAUACUGACACAAGCUCUACUGUAUAUGAACACUUCAUUGUUCGUUCUAUUAUAAAAAAAAAAAAAAAACUUCUUUAAACAAUCUGCAUUUAUACUUUCAAGUUUCACCGUAUUUUUAAACAUUCUAUAUUUACAUGGUUUUCACCCCUGAAAGCCACACCCCAUUUUCCAUAAAAGGCACAUAUCAGCAGUGGGCAAGCUACCUUACACUGUGGAGCUAGUAGCUAAAUGAGCUAAGGAAGUUCGUCACAGUCCCUAACGAGCGACAAGCAGUUUAAUGGUUUAGCACUAAAGACGAAUCCGUGGUUCCAUCAGUACACCGGACUGAUCUGAGCUAACAGCAUCCCAGCUAAUUUGACUUAAGAUAUGCUAGCUAUUUAGCAUGCUUAGACAGUUAGCAACUCUAAAAUAUUUCAGUUGUUUUAAACAUCUGGAUGAUCCUAGCUUUUAAUGACUAGAGUUCAAAAUAUGGACUUGCUGCUACACCUGCGCUAAUAAGUGAAAGUCAACAAGGGUGUGUUUGUUAAUAAACACUCCAUGAAGCUGCAGUCAUAAAACGUCAAGCUAAAGGUGUGUCUGAGGAGCUGGCUGACAUCAUCAGGCACAAGUCUUUAAAUGCAAAUCUCUAUCUCUAUGCAAAUUGUGAGUCUUAUAAUUGUCAUGAUCAGGUGUAAAUGCUAGCAUGGCAAGUCACUUUCAACUCCUCGGAUUAAAUCAGACCAAACUACACAAGAUUAGGCACAUGCUAAUAGAAAAUGCUGAAUUGGCUGUGCGUUCAGAUCAUGUUAAGUCCACAAUUCACCAUCUACAGAGCAGAUGUGAGCUGGAGCAGAAGCUGCAUCUGCGACUUGAGCAGUUGAUAGCGGAGCUGAAACAGAGGAAGAUAAACCUGCACCAAGCCAACACCCUGCUGGAGGAACAGUUACAUGCAUCUACACAGGAAGUACACACCAUGCAGGACGAGCAGGAGAGGGAGUUGUUUGUGCAGCAGCAGCAGGCAGGAGUACGGGAGGAUGGCAGAGGAAUGGAGCUCUGUCGUUUCGGCCCAGCACACGGUGACCUCGGCGCAGCUGCACUCACUAAUCGAGCCCCAGGCUUCAGACCUACAGCGAACGUCAGGCCCAGGAGAGUCACGCCCAGUCCAAACGGAGACCAACCUCCACAGGUGAGUCGUGGAGAUGAGGCUUUGCGAGAGGCAAGGGCGGAGCUCACGGAAGUCCGAAAGCAGUGGCACGGUUUACAGGUGGAGGUCGAGUCUCUACAUGCCAUGGAACGCAGUCUGCAGAGCUCUCUGAAACACACAAAGCAUCAGUACACGCUUCAGCUGCAAGAUCUGUCAUGCUCUGUGUCCGAGCUGGAGGCCGAGCUGGACGGUGUGCGUGAAGGUCUCGCUGCUCAGAAACAACACCACAACCAACUGCUCAACACCAAGAUGAGGCUGGAGAGAGAGAUCGCCACCUACAGGAGACUGCUGGAGCACGAGGAGGGCAGGUUUUUGUGUGUGGACGGUCAGCCGUGGAAACUGAAGCCCUGGAAACCGAAGCCCUGUAAACCUUCGAGUCAGCAGAAUGGAGUGUGUAAUGGCAUUGACAAUGAAAGCGAAAUCACUGAGAAGCCAACCAAUCAGGGUCCAGCUUUCCACCAGCAGGGCAGCCUUGUCAUCUUCACAGAGCCCAUAGCGAGCAGAGAUGGGGAAAUUAGCAUGGUGAAGACUCAGGAAAUUGUGGAGGGGAACGUACUGAGAGAGAGUGCAGAGGGACACGGAAGAGUCGAAACAGAGAAGAUUGAUAAGUUGAUUAAACAGUGGGAGGGAUCGUUUUUCCAAGGAAAUCCAAAGCUGAGGAAAAAAUCAGUGUCUCUGCGCUUCGACCUGCACAUGGCCAUGACUGAUGAAGGCUGUGCUCAGAGCAAAAAGGACAGUUUACCAGACGUGGAGGUUCGGCUGGUGAUGAAACGAUCCCGCAGCAUCCCCACCAUAACGCAGUGACCUUGUUUGUAAAGCCAGCAGGGGCAAAACUUGCAGCAUGGCACUGGCACGUGAAAAUGUUUUAUAUUUUUUUUGGAGAACAUUACACAUUUGACUUACAUGUAAUAAUAUCGUUUGUGUUUUUUUUUGUGGCUAGUGAGGGGUAGGGGGCCAAAACUUUUAUUAUUACUGCUUGCAGCCAUGUAAUGAUUAAGCGUUUCCUGGAUCUGGACAUGACAACACUGCUGUGUUUACAUCUGAGACCUUUAGCAACCUGGCAAACUAGCAUCAUGUAUUAGCAAGGAGCUAAUUAGAAUCCCAAAUUCUAGUGGAAGUUUCUAGAAACAGAUUGUUACAAUAAACACUGACACCCAGACGCCUGAGUAGAAGACAACAGUCGAUUAGCUAAGAAUUCCCUUGAUUAGCAUUAAGCUUAGCCAAUAUUUGUAAUCUUAAAAAACAAAUCCAACACUUUGUUUGCCAUGUGGCCAUGAUGUUAAGACCUAAUCGUUAAUACAUUAAGUUUAGUUUGCGCUACAUUAACACCAUCAGCUACCAAAGCAUUAACCAAGACGCUAGAUGUUUUGAGGUGAAAAGAAAAACAGAAUGAUUCCUUUCUUCUUUCUAGUAAAAGAAUAUUGUGAGAGUAUUAUGUGAGAGAAUUAUGAGAUUUUAUUUGCUGUGGAGAACAAACAGUUUAAGUGUGUUAAAAUGCUAGCGAAGCAAAAAAUUGCAGCAGUUACGAGAAGAUUUAGUGACAAAAUUAUCAUUAGUCUGUCAGUUCCAGUGCUGUUUUAAAACAUACCCUCAUUCAUUACCCCAUUAUUAUUCUGUAUUUAAUAUUUACAAGUAAAAAAAUAGCUUUGUGUGAGAAUAUACAUCGGUUUCUGACAGCUGAGGGAACUAAUUGGCAAAGUAGCGCAUAUUAGCAAGCAACUUUUGCCACAUCGAUCGCUAGCAGAUUUAUCGCUAAUUUGGAAUUGUGUACAUUUCCAUAGCACAUUCAAGCUACAAUAUGACAAAAAACAAAACAAACCAUGGAUCUCUCCAGGAAAUCUCAUGAAUUAGCAUCCAGCUAACAUUAGUGACAGGAAUAGAUUAUAAAUUAAAUGAUGUAUUUAUUUUCUCAAAACCUUUUAAAGAUUUUCGCCCGGUGUUUUAUAGUAAUUCAUAUAAUGACUAAAAUCUCAUCUCAUUUAAAAGUUGAUUAAUGGAACUUUAAGUGUUCUUGACAGUUUGAGAGACAUUUUGUUACAUCAUACUAAACAUUAUGCUAGCUAUUUACCUAAUUUGCCAGUUGGCUUGUUAGCAAGACAGCAUUUGAGUAGUCAUAACUCAGAAUGUCUAAGAAUUUAAAAAAAAUAAAAUAAAUAAUAAUAAUAAUAAUAAUUCAGGGCUGUGCUUUGGUAACAAUUAGCAGGCUAGCUAGCUAAGAAUCCAGCUAGUCAACACACUUAAAUCGUGUGUUAAAAGCAGUGUUAAUAACACAAAAUGGAUUCUCCGUGACCUGUUGAUUUUCAUUUUGAUUGUUUUUUUUCCCUCUCGCCUGUAUUAACAAUUUUGGUGUUUAUCUUUCUAAACAAAGGCUGUGAUUUAUGCAACAUGCCAACGUGCUUUAUAUGAAGUCCAUGCACAAAUAUGGAGUGCCAUUGGGGUAAAAACUCCGACCACAUCUGCACUGUUGACAUCUUGCACUGUAACGCGCAGCAUAAACCAGUUCCCUCGAUAUCACUGUGCUACAUCACACUCGAUUCAUCCUUUACAACAAACAUUACUGUUUGAACAAAAGAAAUUGCGAACAUUUACGCUGAUUAACAUUAAACUACACGAAUCAUAAGGUACAAUCCAGAUCCUAAAGGCACUUUAAAACACUUUAUACAUUUAAUUUACCUUUGGGUUUUUUUUUUGCUAAAAUUUUUUUUUGUUCUCAAUUUAAUGUAUAUUAUUCUUAUUAUAUUAAAUAUAUUAUGCAUCACAAACCUUUGCUGUAUGAGAGGUAUUGGAAUAAAGCUAGCAUUUAAUAAAGCUCUGAUACUAAAACA